AUGUUCCUUCUUCAACUUUUUUCAGUUUUAUUGCUCUCUCUAUACUCAAUAUCUUCCGCAUCUGAUCAUACUUUAAGCAAAGGCUCAUCAUUGUCAGUGGAGAACAGAAACGAUGUGUUCACAUCACCCAGCGGCAUUUUCUCUGCUGGAUUCUUCCUCGUUGGUGACGAUGCAUACUGCUUUGCAAUAUGGUUUAACGAACCUUCCUGUGGCACCAACUGCACCAUUGUUUGGAUGGCUAACCGCGACCGGCCAGUUAAUGCUAAAAAAUCGAAGCUCUCCCUACUUUAUUCUGGUAAUCUUGUCAUUACUGAUGCUGAUCGGUCCAUAGUUUGGGCUACAAACACUGUUUCACAAUCCUCAGUGAACUUGCACCUCCACGACAAUGGUAAUCUCUUGUUGUGUGACACUGACUAUGGCGUUAGGAUACUAUGGCAAAGCUUUGAUUUUCCUACUGAUACUCUUCUUCCACAGCAAUCGCUCACCAAAUACAGCCAGCUUGUCUCCUCAAGAAGUCGAAGCAACUAUUCUUCGGGAUUCCAUAAGUUCUAUUUUGAUAGUGAUAACGUCCUCCAUCUUCGUUUUGAUGGCCCUGACACUUCGAGCAUUUACUGGCCAGACCCAGGGCUUUUGAGCUGGGAUGCUGGGAGGAACACUUUCAACAGCAGCAGAAUUGCUUUUUUUGAUUCUUUUGGCAAAUUUAGUUCAUCUGAUGACUUGACCUUUCGGUCAGAGGAUUACGGAACGAGGGUUCAGAGAAGAUUGAAGAUGGAUUUUGACGGUAAUCUUCGACUAUACAGUCGAGAAAAUAGGAGCAACGCAUGGAUUGUUUCUUGGCAAGCCAUGUCUCAGCCUUGUAGGAUUCAUGGGAUUUGUGGGCCCAACAGUAUGUGUAAUUAUGUUCCUAGUUCUGGCAGGAAAUGUUCUUGUCUUCCAGGAUUCAAGGUCAGGGAUCAUUCGGACUGGUCUUUGGGUUGUGAACCUGAAUUGAAUCGUUCUUGUAGCAGAGAUGAGAUCGGUUAUCUUCAACUAACUAAAGUUGAGUUUGUUGGCUAUGAUUAUGGCUUCUUUCAUAAUUACACGGUGCAGAUGUGUGAGGAGCUAUGCUCGCAGAUAUGCAAUUGCAAGGGAUUCCAGAUAAUAUUCAGCCAGCGCUACUAUCCAAGUAACAUUCCUUAUUGUUACCCCAAGAGAGCUCUAUUAAAUGGGCAUAAUUCACCAAAUUUUGAAGGAGACUUCUAUUUGAAAGUGGCAGAACCCAGUCCCUCCUACAAUAGUACUGUUGAAGAAUUCAGGUUAGACUGUUCUGUUGAAGUUGUAAAACUGCUGAACAGAACUUACUCAAAAAGCCUUGAAAAUGGAUCACUAAAUUUUGUCAUUUGGUUUGCUUGUGGAAUUGGAGGGGUUGAGUUUCUCGUCGUUUUCUCUGUGUGGUUUUUCUUGAUACGAAGUCAAAGCGAAGGUUAUUUAUGUAUUGAAACAACAUGCUUCAGAAAAUUCACACUUUCUGAGCUAAAAAAGGCAACUCGAGUUUUCAGUGAAGGGAUUGGAAGAGGUGGAGGGGGAAAUGUAUACAAAGGAGUACUAUCAGAUCAUAGAGUUGCAGCAAUUAAGCAACUGAACGAAGCUAACCAAGGAGAAGCAGAGUUCCGAGCGGAAGUUAGCAUUAUUGGGAAGCUGAAUCACAUGAACUUGAUAGAGAUGUGGGGAUAUUGUGCAGAGGGAAAAAACAGGCUUUUAGUUUACCAGUACAUGGAGCAUGGCUCCUUGGCAGAAAAUCUGUCUUCCAUCAAUUCACUUGAUUUUGAAAAGCGAUUUAACAUUGCAGUGGGCACUGCCAAAGGCCUUGCUUAUUUACACGAAGAGUGCGUAGAAUGGGUUCUGCAUUUUACAGGAAGGAGUCCAGGCAUAGAGAUAGAGCACGAAAGGUUGGUUACAUGGAUGAGAGAAAAGAUGGAGGACGCUACUGUAAAGCAUUCUAAUUUUUGGAUAGAAACGAUCAUAGACCCUAAGUUGGAGGGCAAAUAUGAUAAAGAUAGGAUGGAAAUUCUGGUGAUGGUGGCUCUAAAAUGUGUAAAUGAAGACAAAGACGACAGGCCAACCAUGAGACAGGCAGUUGAAAUGCUUCUACUCCAUGAAAAUGGUUCUGAAUCCAUCUAA
Messenger RNA from Dovyalis caffra, 2160 nucleotides. The record is from the annotation of a GenBank genome assembly. Lineage: Eukaryota; Viridiplantae; Streptophyta; Magnoliopsida; Malpighiales; Salicaceae.